AUGCAGUGGCACUACAUUGUCACACUAAUCCUCUCAGAGACCAACAUAAGUCCUAAGUCAAUAUUGCCAAGAUUAGCUUCUGUAGACAUGACCUUCACCAUGAAGCUUUUAUUGGUGGAUUGUCCUACCAUGUCCAACCACAUCAACCCAUUGCUCGUCAGCGUCAGAAAUGUUGCCGUGUUGGCCACCCAGACAAACACUGUCGCUCCACACCUCACUGCCCACUAUGUGCCCAACUAUGGAGAAUAUUUUGAUGAUGAGUGGGACUCUGAAAGUCCCCAAGAUGAUAGUGAUAAAGAUAGGGAUUAUGUAUUUGGCGAAGGUUACUCUGAGAGCAAGGAAAGCAAUGAUGAUAAACUAAUGGAUUGUUACCCUAUAUCAGGAGAAAUUCAAAUCUUUAUGAAAGUAUCCACUAAUACUGAAACCAGGGAGCUGCCGGAAUUAUCACGUCAGUUCAUUCUGCGCCUCCUGUUUGUGACGAAGCCAAUAUCCCAGGCAAUCCUAGCUCUAUGGAUCCCACAUCUGAAACCAAACGAAGACCUUGGAAACAUAGCCGCAGAGCACAAGCAGAGCGCCCAGAUCCUGUUUGACAUGUACAUCUGGCGGGAGUUGAAGGACCAACAAGGCAAUCCAUUUAUUAAACUCAGCUGGACUUUUAGAGAAAACCUGAAGAUAGCUACUCUAGGAGGAGGGAAACCAUGGACCAUGUCAGCUGCAUUAGAUCCUGAUCCUCAUCGCCGAGACUUACAGUUUCUGGACAAAUAUGCAAUGAAUCGGUGGGAGAAUGUGCUCAUAUUCCUUAUCCAGCCAGGGAAGAGAGCAACAGUAAUUUCCAGGAAAGCAAUUAGAACAUUAGUCCAUGCUGGUCUAAUCAAAAGCAGCGAUGAGUCAGAUUCAUCCAUAAUGCAGAUCACGAACUCCGGCUUCCAGUUCCUCCUGCUGGACACGGCCUCGCAAGUGUGGUUUUUCAUCCUCAAGUACCUAGAGACAGUCACAGAGCAUGGACUCAACCUUGUUGCUUGUUUGACUUUCCUUUUCAAGCUUUCCUUUUCUACAGUUGGAGUGGAUUACAGUAUGGCAGGGAUGAACAAUGAGCUCCUAACUUUUCUACAACACUUAAGGAAAUUUGGACUUGUAUAUGUACGAAGAAGACGUUCUGGCAGAUUUUACCCUACGAAAUUAGCUCGUACUAUAACAGCAGGUCAAAAUAAGGGCAACCUUAGCGUUCCCAAACAGGGGAAUCUUAUCAUUGAUACAAAUCACAGAAUAUAUGCCUAUACUACUUCAGAACUACGAAUUGCACUGUACUCCAUAUUUUCCAUCAUAAAGAGCAGGUUUCCUAACAUGGUUUUUGCUUACAUGUCAAGAAGAAGUGUGAGAAGAGCUCUGUUGAAGGGUAUCAGCGCUGAACAACUUGUUAGUUUCCUCACACAGCAUUGUCAUCCUCAGAUGUACAAACAAAAUCCAGUUGUUCCACGUACAAUUUCAGAUCAGAUUAAAAUGUGGGAGAUGGAAAGAAAGAAAAUAAAAUUUAGUGAAGGAGUAUUGUACAAAGACUUCAAGUCAAUUCAAGAUUUUGUGUUGCUCAUGUCUUAUGCAUCCACCAGAGAUGUUUUGAUAUACUCGGAUGGAAACCGGCAAAUAAUGGUUGUGGUAGAGGAAGGACAUCCAACAAUAAAUCAGUUUCGGGAAAAAAAUCUGCCAGAAUAAUUGGAUAGAGAUUUUCAUAGUACUGUUGAUAGCUGUAGGAAAAUAGUUUGUUUUUUUUGUCUAAAUGCCAUUUCUCUCCCUUACUAUGAUGUUAAACUGAUAUAUAAAGUAUUGUCCUAACUUUAUAUUGAUUAUUUUUAUUUAGGGGAAGGACAUUAUUUGAUUAUUAAUAUGAUUGAUAAUUGAUACACCCUUUUUUAAGAAUCUGGAGGACCUCAGAUUCACUCCUGGAAAUAGAAAAUGCGUUUUGAUAAAAAUAAAGGAAGAAUGCUCGCUAAUGAAAAUAGGAUUAUUAUUUCUUGUGUUUACACUGUGCCUUGGAAUAAAAGUUA
Messenger RNA from Penaeus vannamei (Pacific white shrimp), 2042 nucleotides. The record is from RefSeq and is a predicted model, not a curated record. NCBI's taxonomy places the organism in Eukaryota, Metazoa, Arthropoda, Malacostraca, Decapoda, Penaeidae.